ACUAGCUAGAUAGAUAGUUACAACGUUCCCAGUGUGGUGCAAUCCGCAGUUUGCUGUGCUUUGGAGGAGUCAUAAGGAAUAGCUCAACAAACAAUUCUGGCGACUUCAAACGCAAAGAUGCACUUUUUGGAACGCGUAGUCUCUUUGGUCCUGGGAAUCUGAUGAAGUCGGACCUGUGCCAUCGUUUUUUUUCGGUUUUCCUGUUGCUUGGGAAGUUGGCACGCACCUAGAUCUGUUGUAAAAUUCCUGAUCCACUGGACCUGAACUGACACGGACACCGGGGACCUGGGAUUGUAUUAAUACAGCUGCGGAUUACUGUCAGUGUGGGGGCGGAACCCGGGCUGAUAAUUGUACUUUUGCACAGUUCUCACCACCGGACUGGCCGGCAUGACAUUUGGCUAUUAAUAAACAACAUUCUAUUUUCAUUUGGUUCAGAUAUUCAUGGCAAUGGUAAAAAAGUAUUCCUCGCCGUGUAAGUUUACAAGAAUAGAGUUAAUAAUAUAACAAAUACACAUGGAACCACGCAAUUAAUCGUUUUUAAUUAUUUCUCUCGUUCACACUUGUGCCUUGUUACCCCCCCUUUUUUUUGUAAUCUCCUGUGCUGUGAAAUUUGCAAUUUUGUUUCAUGCUUCAGUUCUGGAAAACAGUGAGACUUCAUUCUGAAAACGGCAUGUUGUAAUACUAUAGAACUCCCGUUGGGAUAUACUUUACACAACAGUUCAAAAGAAUAUCCACCCCAAGUUUCAUUUGAACUGAGCUUGACGUUUAUUACUCAUUUAAUUUGUGGGAGAAAUUCUAACCCGUUCAGCGAUGUCGUUUAAGGAUAACCCCUGCAGGAGAUUCCAAGCCAAUAUUUUUAACAAAAGCAAAUGCCAGAACUGUUUUAAACCACGGGAGUCACAUUUAUUGAAUGACGAGGAUUUAAAUAAGGCGAAACCCAUUUAUGGAGGCUGGUUGCUGUUGGCCCCUGAGGGGACAGACUUUGACAAUCCGAUGCACAGAUCCAGGAAAUGGCAAAGAAGGUUCUUCAUCCUCUACGAACAUGGGCUACUGCGCUACGCUCUGGAUGAGAUGCCCAGCACCCUCCCGCAGGGCACCAUCAACAUGAACCAGUGCUCUGACGUGAUCGACGGGGAGAGCAGGACCGGGCAGAGGAGCUCCCUGUGCAUCCUGGUGCCUGACAAGGAGUACUUCAUCCGGGCUGAAAACAAAGAGAUCAUCAAUGGGUGGAGAGAGACCCUGAUCGUUUACCCGCGGAGUAACAAACAGAGCCAGAAGAAGAAGCGCAAAGUGGAGCCGCCCACGCCUCAGGAGCCAGGCCCUGCGAAGGUGGCAGUGACCAGCAGUAGCAGUGUCCCCGACAUCCACGCAGUGGACCAGGUGCCGACCAGCAAGUCCACACUGUGGCAGGAGGAGCUGCGGGGGAGAAGCACCAUCCCCUGCAGCCGGAGUGCAUCCUGCCUGUAUCAGCUGAGUCAGCCCAGUGGCCCUCAGGGAGCCCCCACUGGAACCCCCAAAGAAGAUCACAGAAGAGUGAGUGGCGAUCACGCGGGCGGAGGGCGGAAGGCUCGUGUGGAAAGUGGAUACUUCUCCCUGGAGAAGAUCAAGCCCGAGUCUAGACCACCCCCCCCGCAGCAGCUCCAGAUCACCUCCCCCACCAGGUACAGUUACCCCGACGUGGAUGCCCUGACCCCCUGUCGCUCUCCAGAGUACUGCGACCCCUUCCUCUCCUCCCACAGCCCCUCUCCCUUCAGCUCCUCCCAGAGCUCGCUGGACUCGGAGGCCAGCAGCAGCACCCAGACCAGUGGGGCGAGCUGGGAGGCGCGCUCUCACCCUGCCCGCAACAUGCGGGAGUACGCCAGCCUCGCCGACAUCCCCAAGGCAAAGAGGAUCAGCAACCGGGACGCCUUCCAGGUGGAGAAGAAGAGGCUGGAGCAGAGGACCCGCGCACGGAGCCCCGGGAGAGAGGAGGUGGCGCGGAUCUUUGGGACAGAGAGGAGGAGGUCACAGGUGAUUGACCAGUUUGAGACCCUGGACAGUGAGCAUGCUGAGCGCAUGGAGACCAGCUCCUCCUCAGAACCCUGCUCCUCCUCAUCCAGCACCUGUCGGCAGGGUCGCAACGAGAGACGCAGCUACCCCAAGAAACAGGAGCACACACUUGAGGCGUCGAAGGAAGGGUCCGUUCCUGACGUGUCGGCCCCGCCCAUCUCCCCAUAUCGCCGGGCCAAGUCACUGGACAGAAGAGCUACGGAGUCAUCCAUGACGCCUGACUUGUUGAAUUUCAAGAAAGGAUGGAUGACGAAACUGUACGAAGACAACCAGUGGAAAAAGCAUUGGUUUGUCCUGACUGAUCAGAGCCUGAGGUAUUACAGAGACUCCAUUGCUGAAGAGGCUGCUGAUUUGGAUGGUGAAAUUGACCUCUCCACCUGUCAUGAUGUCACAGAGUUUCCUGUACAGAGAAACUAUGGGUUUCAAAUACAUACGAAAGAAGGAGCUUUCACUCUCUCUGCAAUGACAUCAGGGAUCCGGCGCAACUGGAUCCAGGCGAUCAUGAAGAAUGCCCGGCCCACGACUGCUCCUGAUGUUACUAGUUCAUUGCCGGAGGAGGCCAAGGUGCACUCUACCUAUGGGAGCGCCUCUGCAUCUGGGGAGAUCCAGGAGAGCGAGGUGGACGGGGGCAGCACUGAGCAGCGCAGGAGCCGGGCACGAGAGCGCAGGCGAGAGGGGCGCUCCAAAACCUUCGAUUGGGCCGAGUUCCGCCCCAUGCAGCAGGCCAUGGCGCAGAAGGCCUCGUCUCCCUCCUCCUCAGACUCGGCUCAAAUCAGCGAAGCAGCCAGCCAGGACCCCGGCAAUAUGACUGACCUGGAGAGGGAGCGAGCCCAGCGCAGAGAGGAGCGCAGGAAGAGGUUCGAGAGUGUCACCGCUGCAGAAGAGGCGACCCGCAUGGAAGUGGACCGGGCUCCAGCCUCGCCCGAGACCAAGCCCGUGCAGGUGGAGAUCGAGCAGCGCUGGCACAAGGUGGAGACCAUGCCGCUGCGCGAGGAGAAGCAGAUCCCCAUCACCACGCUGCACUCCACUGUGCCCGUCGCGGAGCCACUGCCACCACAAGAACUAGCAGCCUUGCUCGACAAAGAGCUGGGGCAGACUCAGAGAGAGCUGAGCAGACUGAAGCAAGAGAAUCACAUCCUGCAGGAGCAGCUGGAGGGGGCCCGUGGCCGGGAGCACAGUGCACGAGAGGGCUACGUACUGCAGACUGACACUGCUGCCUCGCCUAUGGGUUCUUGGCAAAGGCUCCAUAAACUUAACCAAGACCUUCAAACCGAAAUCGAAUCCCAGCGUCAGCGCCAGGACCUGACUAACCAGCAGGUGCAGGCUUUAAAACGAAACUAUGGGGAGGCCAAGGAUGUGAUCAGGAACCACGAGGUGGAAAUCCAGAACCUGCAGACCAAGCUUAACAACACCAUGGCCGGAAUUCAAAUUAGUGAGCAAGCCAUAGUGAAAAUGAGAAGCGAUCUGAAAAUGGAGCAGAAGAAGUUCAGGGAGGGUUUGGAGGACUGGGAACACAACGAGCAGACCUUGCGCUCUCAGUUGAGAGACAGCGAGGACAGACUGAAGGACGUGGAGGCCCUACUGCUAGAGAAGAGCCAGGUUUUGAGGGACCUGGAAAGACAGCAGGCCUUGCAGAGAGACUACCAGAAGGAGGUCCAGAAACUUCAAGACAGACUUACCGAAGUCACCAGCCAACUUGUCACCACAGAGCAGGCUCAGGGUUUAAAGGAGGAAAGGGUACAGAAGAACUACAAGAUGCUGCAUGAAAGCCAUGAGAAAGAGAAGGAAUCAUUGGCUCUGAGUCUAGUUGAAGCCGAGAGGAAGGUCAGAGAGUUUGAGGACAGGCUGCAAGAAGCUGAACAGCAGGUUGACAAUCUGCAGAAGGAAAAACGAACCACCACUCUGGAGAGCAGUGAGGUAGUCCACCAUCUCGAGGAGGAGCUGGUCAUCAAGAACGUAACCAUCCAGAAGCUCACUGAAAACAUCCGAGAUCUGGAGGAGGAAAAGAAUCAGCUUACCUGCCGGUGCCAGGAGUUAAUCAGUCAGAUCACAGAGGCAGACAACGAAGUGGCCAAGCUGCAGUCCCGGCUAAAAACAGAGGAGACAGAUUAUUACAACCUGGAACACUCUUAUGAGAAAGUUUCAGAGGAGUUACAGAAGAUACAUAAAGUGAUCAGUGAAAAGGAUGAGGAAAUCAAGCAAGCCAAGGAGAUGUACGAGAGACUGAUGGAGAAGAAAGACCGUGACCUCAACGAGGCCCUAAUUAAAAUGGCGGCUCUUGGAAGUAGCUUGGAGGAAACAGAGUGCAAGUUGCAAUUGAAGGAGGAGCUGAUAAGUAAGAUAGGUCACAGUGGUUCAGAGGCAGGUAGCGCAGUGCAGAAGGAAGGGUUGCAGUGUAAGCUAGAAGCUGCAGAGGUUCGCAUCACUGAGCUUCAGCAGCUUCUCGAUGACCUGCAGUUGGGUUACAGCGAGCUCCAGCUGGAAAAUGGUAAACUUCAAGAAGACUGUGACGACCAUGAAAACAUCAGAAAACAGGAGUCAUCAUCAGCUUUAGAUCAGCCACAAACCACCAACGUUAGACCAAAAGUGAGAAUUACAACUGAUACUGGGGUAGUACUGUCUAAAAGGCAGAGGAUACGGUUCUCAAGCAUUCGUUGCCAAAAGUGUGGCCAAGAUGACACAGAGAAACUGUGGGCGAGUAAUAUAUCCUCAGAUACCAGUCAGGACAGGUCCCUAUCUGAAGAGAGUGGCUCUUCAGAUCCACCUCAUCAUUAUCUUCUUUCUGCCAACACUGACCCAGAAAGAUUUAUUUCAAUCAUCCAUUCGCUUGAAACCAAACUGUACAUCACAGAAGAGAAGCUUAAAGAUGUUACUUUAAAGCUGGAAGAACAGCAGAGCCGACAGCUGGAGGUAAUGAUGGAACAUCACAGCAAAUGGGCCAAAACCGAAACGGAGCUAAGGGAGCAACUCGGUGAAAGCGUUUCCAAAGUAGACACAUUAACAGCACAGCUACAGUUGGAAAUGGACAAGAGGCGUGCAUUUGCACAGGAAAACAUUUGCCAUAUCAGAGCUGUCCGUGUUACAUGUGAGAAGGCCCUAGUUUGCUUGGAAUCAGGCAGGGAGAAAGUCCAGUCCAUCCUUACAUGUCAUGAUGAGAAUAGCACAGAUCAGCAGCUUCAUACAUUGUCAGAAAUAGAGGUCGAGUUAGUUAAUGCUGCGAUUCACAUAGGGCAGGGACGGAACACGUUAGAGGAACAGGCGCAGAAGUGCCAAGAAGCUCCAAAAGAGAGCAGGGAGAAUGAGUUAUCUGAUGAAGAGAAGAUCAAACUAUUUGCCAAAACGUUAGCCUUUGAGGCUUUGGUAUUAAAUGAAAUGGCUAACUCAAUACAAAACCCGAAUUUAGAUCUAUUGCAGAGUCUCAGUGAAGUACACAAGGAAGCAGAGAAACUGAAAAGCAGUGAUGAGUCAUACGUGGCUAUUGCAUACACAGACGUCUUAACACAAAAGCUGAUGUUAGAAAGUGAGUUUUGGUCAGAGGUGGAAAAGCUCCAAACCCAAUUCAAAGAAACUGACAACAGUGGUCAAGAAAGCAAACCAGGGGGGCCCGGCCUGCUUGAGCAAGCUGGUAAGACUGUCGUUACUAACACCUGUAUUAAAGCCGAGCUGACAUUCGCAGUGCAGAAUUUGAAAGAGUUUUAUGAGCAGAAAAUCCAGGUGGUCGAGGGAGAUCUCCUCAAAGCUCGCAGGGACCUGCAGCAAAGGGAGUUCACUUUGAAAGAAAUUGUAAAAGCUUACAAGACACCAGAGUUGGACAGGGUUAUUCUUGAGGUUGGUGAUGAAUUUAAGAAAGAAAGGGCCAGAAAGUUAGCAGAUAUUAGCCCGCCUGAGCUUGCUCCAUAUGUAGAACAAAUAGAGAUGGAAGAAGCCCAUAAUUUAGCAGUACUGAUGGUAGAUCAGCAUCUUCAAUAUGAAACGCCUCCCUUAGCAGCUGUAGAACCCUCCAGCCGGGGCCGAGACAAACUUGCAGAUGAACUCAAACAGCAAGCUGAGGUCCUGCAGCGUUUGUCCCAAGACAUGGAGUCAACAUGUCAUUCGCAAACAGUCGAAAUCCACCACAGGUUGCAUAAAGUUUCCCACAUGCUUCCUUGCUACAUGUACACCAAUGAAAUCAACACUAGUCCUUCACUGUUAAUGAGGGAUGCGCUAAUUCAGGCACAGGUUGCCUAUGUAGCUUGCAGGAUUAAAGCAGACCAUGAAAAAGACUUAAAGCAGUGCAAGGAUGCCUACCGCAAUAUGGACACUCUGUGUCAAGAGCACGCAAAGAAUGUCAAUUCCAUCCGGGAGCGGUAUGAAAAAGCCCUGCAGGAGGAGCGCCACACUUUUGCACAAGCCGCUGCAAUUCUUAAAGACGAAAACCAAGCCCUAAAAGCUGAGGCUGCCCAUCACCUGUCCGAGCUCUCCCUCCAGCAGAGCAGGAUUCUGCAGAUGGAUGAGAGAUUCCAGCACGAAAUGGAGGAGCUGAAAAACAAAUACAAGCUUGAUCUUCAUCAAGCGCAGCAUAAACUCACUGAAGCAGAGGGGGCUCUUAGGGAGAAAACGGCAGAAAGCCAACGCAAACUAGAGACUGUUGUUCUAGAUAUUGAAAGCAUGGAAGAACGGCAUGAAGAUCAGGUCCAAAAGCUGGAAGACAGGUUUCACGGUAAAAUAAAGGAGCUGCAAAGAAUACACGAGAAAGAGAUGCUACGUCUGCACGGACACUACACUCAGACGAUUAAGGCUUUGCAGCUAACCCUGGACAAAUACAAGUCUGAGCACGUGGAGGCCUCCCCCUCAGAGUCUUGCAAGCAUCACAAAGAGCCCAGGCCAGAAGACAGCACUGCCAGGACACAGAUGCAGGGAGAGAAGUCGGAGUUGGACUCUAUGACUGUGCUGAGGGAACGGAUUCAGGAACUGGAAGCCCAGAUGAAUGUCAUGAGAGAUGAGCUGGAGCACAAACACCUGGAAGGAGACGUGUCCAGCCUGAAGGAGAAAUACCAGAAAGACUUUGAGAACUUCAAGGCAACGUGUGAGCGUGGGUUCGCUGCCAUGGAGGAGACGCAUCAAAAGGUGCUGGAGGACAUCCAGAGGCAGCACCAGAGGGAGGUGGGCAAGCUACGGGAAGAGAAGGAUCGCCUGCUGGCAGAGGAGACGGCUGCCACUAUAGCUGCUAUUGAAGCCAUGAAGAACGCACACAGGGAGGAGCUGGAGCGGACACAGCGUGCUCAGAUCAGUGGGAUGAGCUCGGACAUCGAGGAGCUCCGGAGACAAUACCAGGAGGAGCUGCAGUCUGUCCAGCGGGAGCUGGAGGUCCUGUCGGAGCAGUAUUCCCAGAAGUGUCUGGAGAACGCACAUCUGGCACAGGCCCUAGAGGCAGAGAGGCAGGCCCUCCGACAGUGCCAGCGCGAGAAUCAGGAUCUCAACGCACACAAUCAGGAGCUGAACAACCGCCUGGCAGCGGAGAUCACCCGAUUGUGGUCCUGCCACUCAGGGGAUGGAGCCGGCUCUCCUCCUCUCACACAGGGCAAGGAUGUCUAUGAACUAGAGGUUUUAUUGCGGGUCAAGGAAUCGGAAAUUCAGUACCUCAAACAGGAAAUACAUUCUCUUAAAGAUGAGCUACAGACUGCACUGAGGGAUAAGAAAUACACCACAGAUAAAUACAAGGAUAUCUACACCGAGCUCAGUAUAGUGAAAGCAAAAGCAGAGUGUGACAUUACCAAACUGAGAGACCAGCUGAUUGCUGCUACAGAGGCUCUGGGGGAAAGGUCUGCUGAAAACAGCACUGUUUCUGGCUAUGAUAUCAUGAAAUCUAAAAGUAACCCAGAUUUUCUUAAAAAGGAAAGGUCAAGCAUUAGCCGGCAGAUCCGAAGCAUGAGGUCAAAGUCUGUAAUUGAACAGGUCUCAUGGGACAGCUGAUGCACACCUGACAGUUUCCCAGUGACAGCCUGAAAGAGGGAUUGAGCGUGCAAGAGCGACUGAAGCUGUUUGAAGCAAGAGACUCCAAGAAGAUCUGAAGAGCCUGCAUGGGUGCCAUACGGACACACUCCUGUCCCCUGCUCUAGUCAGUCCCAGCUCCUUGAUGUCCUGUCCCCUUCUCCAGUCAGCCCCAGCUCCUUGGUGUCCUGUCUGCUCCAGUCAGCCCCAGCUCCUUGAUGUCCUGUCUGCUCCAGUCAGCUCCAGCUCCUUGAUGUCCUGUCUGCUCCACGCAGUCCCAGCUCUUUGAUGUCCUGUCCGCUCCAGUCAGCCCCAGCUCCUUGAUGUCCUGUCUGCUCCAGUCAGCCCCAGCUCUUUGAUGUCCUGUCUGCUCCAGUCAGCCCCAGCUCCUUGAUGUCCUGUCUGCUCCAGUCAGCCCCAGCUCCUUGGUCUCCUGUCUGCUCCACGCAACCUCAGCUCCUUGAUGUCCUGUCUGCUCCAGUCAGCCCCAGCUCUUUGAUGUCCUGUCUGCUCCAGUCAGCCCCAGCUCCUUGAUGUCCUGUCUGCUCCAGUCAGCUCCAGCUCCUUGAUGUCCUGUCUGCUCCACGCAGUCCCAGCUCUUUGAUGUCCUGUCCGCUCCAGUCAGCCCCAGCUCUUUGAUGUCCUGUCUGCUCCAGUCAGCCCCAGCUCCUUGAUGUCCUGUCUGCUCCAGUCAGCCCCAGCUCCUUGGUGUCCUGUCUGCUCCACGCAGUCCCAGCUCCUUGGUGUCCUGUCUGCUCCACGCAGUCCCAGCUCCUUGGUGUCCUGUCUGCUCCAGUCAGCCCCAGCUCUUUGAUGUCCUGUCUGCUCCAGUCAGCCCCAGCUCCUUGAUGUCCUGUCUGCUCCAGUCAGCCCUAGCUCCUUGGUGUCCUGUCUGCUCCACGCAGUCCCAGCUCCUUGGUGUCCUGUCUGCUCCAGUCAGCCCCAGCUCCUUGGUGUCCUGUCUGCUCCAUGCAGUCCCAGCUCCUUGAUGUCCUGUCUGCUCCAGUCAGCCCCAGCUCCUUAAUGUCCUGUCUGCUCCAGUCAGCCCCAGCUCCUUGAUGUCCUGUCUGCUCCAGUCAGUCCCAGCUCCUUGGUGUCCUGUCCCCUGCCCCAGUCAGCUCCUUGGUGUUGAUGUUCUCUGCCGCGCUACUUCUGCUGUUACACGUUCUGCACCGGUUCAACAAAGUGACUCCUUUUCUGCAGGCAGCCUGUGCGUGUCUGUGUGUGUAUGAACUCAUUGUGGUUUAGCUUUUGUUCUCUCUAUACUGCAGUUACCCCUCCCAGGCCAGACAUGCAGCUACAUUUUAUUUCAUGCGUUCCCAAAAUAAUAAUAAAAAAAACCCAGACAUAUCAUUGGAAUGGUUUUCUUUUUAAAUUUGAUUCAUUUCACACAAGAUAGCUUAACCUGCAGAAGCCAUUAUUUGGAAGUGCACAGAAAUAUUUGAUCCUACAGUUUGUUCAAGUUGGGCAGCAGGUGGGCGCCAGGUUAGAUGACAAAACAUUUUUUCUGGCCUUGACAAGAAACUAUAAACAUUGAUGGUUAAAAGUAACUAUUUUCAGAUUCAUAUUUUGUAUGUAAAGUCCCAGUUAUCCCAUGCGGUAUAGUCACUCCUCAGAUGUCUACUUGCUUUUCAAUGUGCUGCGUUGAAAUCUUUAGUAUAUCUUGUCCUUGGACUUAAAUGCCAAUUUGGAAGAUUCUGCUUCAAACAACCGUACUGGCGCUGGAACAAACAGAACCACAAAGUGCUGAUUAGUACAGCAACAGGGAAGACAUUUAUAGCUGCACACUACCUGUUCUUUGCAGUGUGUCUGUAUGAUUACUGAAUAGUGACAAAUUCUUAAAUCCUGAGAAUGGACAUUAUAAAGACAAUGAAAUACCUUUCUGUGUAGUAAUAAAUGUCCCUGGUGUUUCUGGACUGGAAACAGUAGAUAUUAAACAGUAGAUAUUAAUCCUCCUUUUUGUUUGAAGUUUGGUUCCCAUGCUUGUGUCUAGAUGUGACUGCUUACUAUCUGUGGCUGCUUUUGUUGCUAAACCUAGAUGCUAAGGAAUCUUCAGCCAACGUGCAUAAGUGUAGUUCAAAUACAAAAACACAUUACUUCUUUUAAAAAAAACAAAGCAUUUUGUAUACCACACCAGUAUGGAAAGAUAUAUCUGAACACAGUGUUAUUCCUAUUGCCAUUGGUGGAGCUGUGUUUGAGCCGCUGCUUCUGAUUCCAGCCUGAUGUUAUGUAUGGUGAUUUUAAAAAGCAACCAACACAGCACAGCCUGCUGCAUCCCAUUUGCUGAGUCUGGUCUCUAGUGUUUUUUGUAAAUGCAGAUCCCACUAAAUGCUGUAUUAAUAAAAUACCAUGGCUAAAUAAGAGAUUCUAGAAAAUAAGAUACAAAGCUGUCCUGUGCUUCCUUGUGCAGUCUUGUCUGUUUUAUAUUUCCAGCGUGUUGGAUGUGUGUGAAACCAAAGGCCAAGAACCAAGCUGAAGGCAAUUUUACAACAGAAAAGAUGGGUUGCGUAAAGUUCAGAGUUUGUGCUCUGAGAUGUCUCCCAGCUGCCUGCAAAAUUAGCAAAUUCAACAGGUGUGUUGGCUAUUGAAGCAGAACCACAACAUAGAAAUAUUCACAGAAUGCAGUUUUACUUUACAAAAGUUCAAUAUACUGUACAAGAAAGAAACGAGCUAACUGUGUAACACAACAUUCUGUAUGUAAGAGGGUUCCUAAAUGUACUGUCUGGGUGUCCUUGCUGUCUUAAUGAAAUGUACAGCUAUUUAAAAAGUAUUAAGCCAGGUGGUAAAUUGCUAUAGACAAGAACUGUAUUGUAUAUUCCGCAUUCUACUAUAUGAAGCAAACAUUUUGCCACUAGAAUGGUUAAAGCCUUUUGAAACAUGCCAUUCUAACAUUUCUUUUAAAAAGAUGCUGCAGGAAAUAGUUUAUCAACAUUGCUGGAGCUGAAAAACAAAGUAUUAAUACAUGUAACCCUAAACUCAUCUUACACAAGUAAUAAGAGAAAAUAAAUGAAGGCAGAAAAUUGACAAUGCUUAUUUUCUCAUAGGUUUUCUAUGAUGAGUUACUGUAAAAGACUGCCAACAGUACAAUACAAGCAUGUACCUUCAAAUAAAGCACUAUCAAAAACAUGCAUGAUUUCAUUUAAUGAAAGUACCAACAUUGUGCAUUUAAUUUAUAUAUUAUAAUUUGUGCGACUCAUGACUUGGCUAAUUCUAUUUCGAUGGGGAAAAUUUAGUCACAGAUGUUGGUGAAACUUACUUCAUGCAGUGUCUUGAGUAAACUAAACAAAGUGGACAAUGCAAACGGCUUCAUUUUAAACACUGCUAUUAAAGUUUUAUUGAUCCACACUCACUCUCUUUUUUCACCUCUUAAUAAAUUGUUGUUUUGUCUUACUUUAUAAUUUAAAAGCUGUAUAGUAUUCAAAGCACGCUUUGUAAAUAUUUGUUACACAGAAUUUAGUUUUUUCUGUUUUAAAUCUAUAUCUUGCUAAUAGCUAUACAUAUUUUAAUUUAGAGUGUUAACAGAGUUGUGUUUGAAUAAAUGCAGUAUUUUCUGAAAUUCAAAACAGAUAUGGGAGGCUAUAUCGUCUUCACCUGCCCCCCCCCCCCAAAUUACAUUUUGAAACAUUUGAAUGCUCCUCCCCCAAGAGUUGAAUUUAAAAACCAAACCAGACACUAGUCUAGAUAUACUUGGACUUGGAUUGAACGACUGGCCUUGCCUGCUAAUGUUACACUAUUUAAAAAUGUGUCCUGGUGCUGCACUAUUUUUAUUUUGGCUUGCAUGUGAAGCCAAAAGCUCAGUGUUAGUAAAUGACACACUGUUCUCGAUGGCUUUGGCAUGCUAGUGUAAUACAGGAAUUUACUUUUACUCUUAGUCUUCAUCUUACAUGGCUGGUUUCACAGACUCACCAAUCUUGGACCACCACGUGUUGCUUUAAGAAGGGUAGUGCAAGAUCAGUGAUGGUCUGUGAAACCAGCUGAUAGUGAUAUAGACUAAAGAGGCUCAAACUACCAGUGAGGUAGAACCGGGCAUUGCUAUAUUGUGGUUAGGCUGGUCUUUGGAAUCACAGCACAAUAUCUGUACAAAAUGCUCAUUGUUUUAAGGCUGGUUUCUAGAUUUGAAUUUCAGAAAAGGGUCAGUGUUUGGUAAGAUGUUGUCAUUCUGUGUGUAAAAACAGCUAUGAAAUAUCUUUGUUCCUACGCUAUCUGAUGGCAAUUAACUGUUAACUGUAACUGGAAACAUCACCCGUCACAAUAUUUAUUACUGGACUGUAUGGCUUUUUAUUAGAUUGUGGUUUUAGCUGUCGUUUUUAUUUUGUAAAUAUGAAAACCCUUUAUAUAAUCUAUAACAGUAAUAAAAUAUUUUUGCACCA
This is a messenger RNA of Acipenser ruthenus (sterlet), 12389 nucleotides long. Its product is annotated as myosin phosphatase Rho-interacting protein. Gene Ontology annotation, biological process: actin filament organization. Gene Ontology annotation, molecular function: actin filament binding. The transcript has 25 exons. Gene Ontology annotation, cellular component: actin cytoskeleton. The record is from RefSeq and is a predicted model, not a curated record. Bases 811 to 8001 code for a protein of 2396 amino acids. Lineage: Eukaryota; Metazoa; Chordata; Actinopteri; Acipenseriformes; Acipenseridae.